Galeopterus variegatus (Sunda flying lemur) is the source of this 1401-nucleotide messenger RNA. It is a transcript of the gene GPC5, whose product is annotated as glypican 5. Lineage: Eukaryota; Metazoa; Chordata; Mammalia; Dermoptera; Cynocephalidae. The transcript is spliced from 6 exons. The record is from RefSeq and is a predicted model, not a curated record. Gene Ontology annotation, molecular function: hormone activity. Gene Ontology annotation, cellular component: extracellular region; plasma membrane; cell surface. The annotation marks the transcript as partial. Gene Ontology annotation, biological process: cell migration; positive regulation of canonical Wnt signaling pathway; regulation of protein localization to membrane.
AUGGACACGCAGCCCUGGCGCGUGGCCUUUCGCUGUCUGCUCCUUCUGGCUCUCGUUGGGUGUAUCCGAAGCGAGAGUGUACAGACCUGCGAAGAAGUUCGGAAACUUUUCCAGUGGCGGCUUGGGGGAGCUGUCAAGGGGCUGCCGGAUUCGCCCCGUGCAGGCCCUGAUCUUCAGGUCUGCACAUCCACAAAACCUACAUGUUGCACCAGAAGGAUGGAGGAGAGAUAUCUAAUCGCAGCUCGCCAAGAUUUGCAGCAGGUGCUUCAAACAUCCAGCGCCACAUUGAAAUUUCUAAUAUCGCGAAAUGCAGCUGUUUUUCAAGAAACCCUUGAAACUCUCAUCAGACAAGCAGAAAAUUACACCAGUAUACUUUUUUGCAACACCUAUAGGAACAUGGCCUUGGAGGCUGCUGCUUCAGUUCAGGAGUUCUUCACUGAUGUAGGGCUUUAUUUAUUUGGUGCAGAUGUUAAUCAUGAAGAAUUUGUAAACAGAUUUUUUGACAGUCUUUUUCCUCUGGUCUACAACCAUCUUAUUAACCCUGGUGUGACUGACAGUUCCCUGGAAUACUCAGAAUGCAUCCGGGUGGCCCGCCGGGACAUUAGUCCAUUUGGUAAUAUUCCCAAAAGAGUAAUGGGGCAGAUGGGGCGGGCACUGCUGCCCAGCCGCACGUUUCUGCAGGCACUCAAUCUGGGCAUUGAGGUCAUCAACACCACAGACCACCUGCAUUUCUCCAAAGAGUGCAGCAGAGCCCUCCUGAGGAUGCAGUACUGCCCUCACUGCCAGGGCCUGACUCUCAGCAAGCCUUGCAUGGGCUACUGCCUCAGCGUUGUAGGAGGCUGUCUGGCGCACAUGGCAGAGAUUAAUCCACACUGGCAUGCCUAUAUCCGGUCACUGGAAGAACUGUCUGAUGCAAUGCAGGGAACGUAUGACAUUGAACACGUGCUCUUGAACUUCCACUUGCUUGUUAAUGAUGCUGUGAUGCAGGCUCACCUCAAUGGACAAAAAUUAUCAGAACAGGUAAAUAAGAUUUGUGGCCAUCCAGUAAGAGCACCCACACAAAGCCCUCGUUGUUCCUUUGAUCCGAGCAAAGAGAAGCAUGGAAUGAAGAUCUCUACAAGAAAUGGUGAAGAGACACUUGCCAACAGAAGAAAAGAAUUUAUCAGCAGCCUUCGACUGUACCGGUCAUUUUACAGAGGCCUGGCUGAUGAGCUUUGUGCGAAUGAACUGGCUGCUGCGGAUGGACUGCCCUGCUGGAAUGGAGAAGACAGAGUGAAAAGCUAUACUCAGCACGUGUUUGGAAAUGGAAUCAAAGCUCAAUCUGGAAAUCCUGAAGUCAAAAUUAAAGGAACUGAUCCUGUGAUAAAUCAGAUUAUUGAUAAACUGAAGCAUGUUAUUCAG